Molecule: messenger RNA, 3180 nt
Organism: Pararge aegeria (speckled wood butterfly)
Lineage: Eukaryota; Metazoa; Arthropoda; Insecta; Lepidoptera; Nymphalidae
Gene: Tasp1
Product: threonine aspartase 1
Exons: 4
Coding region: 131-1246 (371 amino acids)
Biological process (GO): protein maturation
Molecular function (GO): threonine-type endopeptidase activity
Source: RefSeq, a predicted model, not a curated record
UCUCAUGUUUCAAACUUAAAACCUUAGACUUUUUCUCCUUUUUAAUGUUAUUGAACAUCAAAACGUAGUAGUAAUGCAUGGGGUAACUCGCAAGAUUCCUAAACUAUUUUAGUCUUUAAAGGUUGUAACGAUGAAUGGAUUUAUAGCCGUGCACUGCGGGGCUGGAUUUCACAGUGAUUCUUUAAGAAAAGAUUAUCAAAGGACUUGCUAUGCUGCAUGCAGGAGAGCUGCUGAAGCGCUGUCAAGAGGUGGAAAUGCCGUUGACGCUGUAGAAAAUGCUAUAAUCGAAUUAGAGAAUAGUCCUUUAACUAAUGCAGGCUAUGGAUCAAAUCUUAGUUGGGAUGGAUUAGUAGAAUGUGAUGCAUCAAUUAUGAAUGGGCAAACUUUACAUUUUGGUGCAUGUGGUGCUGUAUCCAAUGUUUGGAAUCCAAUUACUCUAGCCAAACAACUUUGUAUGAAGCAAUGUGAGAGCCUAUCAUUAGGACGAGUGCCACCUUGCAUACUUACAGGCAAAGGAGCCAAAACAUGGGCAGAAAGAAUGGGCUUGCAAAUAGUGGAUGACCAAAAAAUGGUAUCAAGUAGAGCUUUCCGUAAUUAUAAACAUUGUAAACGGAAGUUAAAAAGAUAUUCUGUUCAAAAUGACUUGAAGUUUAGUCCUUUGGAUACUGUAGGAGCUAUUUGUGUUGAUUCAAAUGGUAUUGUGGCAUCUGGGGCAAGCUCAGGUGGAGUGUCUCUAAAACACGAAGGAAGAGUGGGUCAAGCAGCAUCUUUUGGAAGUGGAGUGUGGGCUGUGACAAGUAGAGAUGGCAUCAAGCCCUCUAUUGCAGCUUGUACCUCUGGAUGUGGUGAACACCUCAUAAGAACUCAAUUGGCCAAAAAUUCAGCUGAAAGUUUACAAGAACAAUCUCCAACAUUGGGGCUUGAUAAAUGCCUCAAGGAAAAGUUCUUAGAGUCCCCCUUCUUAUGGGAUAUCCCAGAGAGGCUUGGAGGCUCUUUAGCACUCACUUUCAAUCCACAAAUUGGGGAAGGAGAACUUCUUUGGGGUCACACUACUAAAACAAUGUGCAUUGGGUACAUGUCUACAGAAAUAGCUAAACCAAAGUGUGUAAUUUCUUACCUUCCACCAAAGGCAGAAGCUGGACGAAAAGCAGUUGUGUCUGGUGUACCAUUCAAAGUAUCCAUGCAACCAAUACCAGUGUUACAAUGGGAAGUCACAAAUGAACUUAAUUUAAAUGGAUCUCUUUGACAUAAAAAAGUAUAUAUUUUUUUAUAAUCAAUGUUUAAUUAGGUAAUAGACAACUUUUUUUAAUAGCAUGAUAAUACAGUGCAUUAUGAUUUUUGUAAUGACACAUUUUUGUUAUGAAUAGUUACCAAAGCCAAGGGAGAUAUACAGCAACCCCUCUUUAGAAUAGGGACAGCAGUAGCUGGUCAGCUACAAACUAGAGAGGGAAUAAAUAUGAAUCAUGGUAUUUAAAAUUGACCACAACAAAAAAAAAGCUGACAAAAGCCUUUGAAUUAAUAUAACUGCCAAGUGCCAUCAAUUUACAAUAGCAAUACACCUAAAUUGUUUUGUUGAAAUGUUUUUUCCCUGCUCUUGUCAUCCAUUGUCGGACUAAAAGAAAACUGAUAAUAAUAUGUGUAAUAAUGUUUUGUACAAAUUGUCUCUCAUACCAAUAAAUUAGAAUAAAAUUGUAUUUGCUUUAAUUUGUAAUAGAAAAUUGUUCAUCACUGCCAGAACUAAAUAAUAUCAUGUUAUUAUAUUUACCUUAUUUAAUGUAUGUUACCUACUUGUAAAAAUAGAUCAAUAAUUUAAUAAUUCUACCAUUGCCUGAUUAACCUUAUAUAGUAUUUAGUACCAAUAAUCAUUUUUUAUCAAUGUGUUGUGGAUAGUAUUUUUAUAGAAAGUCAUUGGUAUUUUGUAAUAAACCCACAAUGGAUAGAAAUUUUAUCUUGACAACUUUUAUUUUUAGUUGUCAGGCGGCUGUGGUAUGUUUAGAAGAUGUUGUUAUGUAAAUUAAUUAUGAAAUUUAUUAUCUAAAUUAAUUGACAUAAUAUAUUAUGUAACUAAAAGCUAAACAGUAUGCUUUACUACUAGGACCUACAGAAUAAUGUUGGAACUGCUCUCAAUUUCAUUUAAAAAAAAUGAAUUGCCUCUCACGCCUUAUCGCGUGAUCACCUAAUAAUUAUGUAAACAAGUGGACAUCUGGCAGAUCCUUAUUUGUGCAUGAUUCUUAAGAGUAAUCUUUUACCGCGAUGCUUGAACUUUGUAAACCACUAACUAGUCAUAAUUAUCAUCAACCCGUUCCCGGCCCAACUACAGGGCACAAGUCUCCUCUCAGAAUGAGAAAGGUUUAGGCUCUCAGGCAUGCAGGUUUCCUCACGAUGUUUUCCUUUGCCAUUAAAGCAAGUGAUAUUUAAAUUUCCUAAAUUAAAAACGCACAUAACCAGUCAGCGGAUCGAACUCGGUCUCCACAAAAGAAAACCCAGCCUUACCCAUUUGGCUAUCACCGUUUAUAGUUUUAAAAAACAGCCUUAUUGUAGUAGUUCUCCAUAAACCUAACAGACAGUAUCGAGGCAGUCCCAACUUUACCCUGAAGAUUCGAUUGUCUGACAUUAUUAAGAAUAUGGUGAUUAUAAUAUAGGUCUCAUGAAUAUUGAUUUACUGCUAUCAAUGAGUCACUCGCCUGCACACGUUAAUAUCCAUGUAUUACGGUGCAUUCAAAUUAGCCGUCAUUUGCAAACUGUUAAUUAAACAUUGCCAUGUCGGAAUGUUUAGGCAGUGUUUUUUUUCCCACUUCAGCUGGCAGUCAGAGAGUAAAAAACACUACUUAGCAAUUCCGACGUUGUGCCACGUUUAUUAAUACGGCUUUAGUAGUCGUUAGUCGAAUACAGACUCCCAUAAUUGCGUGUAUACAAAUCGAAUGCCACAGGUAUGUACCAAAUAAUUCUUAUUUACUUUCGUGCGAUGGCAAAUGACUUCGUUUGAAUUCACGCCAAACCUGCAGGAUGAUUCAUUAUGUAAGUGGACACCAAAUUUUGCUAGCCACUGUCGAAAGUUGUUUGGGAUCUCUUCUUAGGGAAGAUAGCGAUACCAGUAUAUUUAACUUGUAAUGUUCCUAACUAGAGAAACCAUGUAAAAAUAUAUUAUUAGGUUUGCAAAUAAAAUAGACAAUUAUAUUA